GGUCCCGGCGGGACGCACGGCUGCUGGGCGUCGCUGCCGGUCCUUGUGCGUAAUGGAGGGGACGGCUGUGGCUGUCUGUGAGAUUUUGAAAUAUUUAAUAAUUCACUGGAAGUGUGAAACAGCAAAUGGAGCAUUGCUAGAAGGACAGCUAGUGAUUUCCAUAGAAGCAUUAAAUUCUAAGCAACAGGAAAAUACUCUUCAUUGUGUAACAACUAUUGCUUCUUCAGAAAGCAUAUAUGGUGGUUUGGUCUACAGGAACUUCCUAAAAGAAAUGCAAUCUAUACUGCCUGGAUCCUCUGCAAAACUGAAUUGGACUUCCGAGGAAGUCAGCUAUUCUCAGGACAUUUCAAGGGUAACACCUUUCCAGAUGACUUUUGAGGUUGAUGAAAAGCCAAGAACUUUGAUGACAGAUAGUCUGGUUAUAAAGAAUUUUUUACGCAAAAUUGUCAUGGUGCACCCUAAGAUUAGAUUUAAUUUCAGUGUAAAGGUGAAUGGUAUCCUCUCCACGGAAAUCUUUGAGGCAGAGAAUGAACCUACUUUGAACCUGUCGAAUGGAAUUGCUCUUGUCGUAAACUAUCAGCAUUAUAUGAGUAGACCAAAAUUUGGUACAACUCAAUCACUCUGCAGCAGAAUCCAUCCUGUACUAGGACAUCCAGUAAUGCUUUUCAUCCCCAAUGACGUGGCUGGCGUGGACUUGUUGGGAGAGCUGAUACUGACUCCAGCUGCUGCUGUGUGUCCCUGCCCAAAGAUCUCUUCCAACCAGCUGAUGAAUAGGAUUUCUUCAGUUUCCAUAUUUCUAUAUGGACCUUCGGGUCUGCCUCUGAUAUUGCCAAGCCAGGAACAAUCAAUUACUACUGUCUUCAAAGAUACCUCUUAUUUCAUUGACUGGAAGAAGUACCACUUGUGUGUGGUGCCCAGUUUGGAUCUCAAUUUGGAUAGAGAUAUGGUGCUUCCAGAUGUGAGUUAUCAGGUGGAAUCCAGCGAGGGGGAUCAGUCUCAAAAUAUGGACCUUCAGGGGCAAACUCUGCUGCUCAUUCUCUUUGUGGAUUUCCACAGUCAGUGUCCAGUCCAGCAAAUGGAACUCUGGGGAAUUCACACUUUGCUCACAGCUCAUCUCAGUACCAUCCUCCAAGAGAGCCACAGCGCGGUGCAAGAUUCCAUCCAGUUUGCCGUGGACCAGGCCUUGGAGCAGCAUCACCAGGCUGCCAAGGUUCAUCAGAAACUCCAGACCUCACUCUCUGUGGCUGUGAAUUCCAUCAUGAGUAUUGUGACUGGCAGCACCAGCUGCAGCUUCCGAAAGAUCUGCCUUCAGGCUCUUCAAGCAGCUGACACACAGGAGUUUGGGACCAAACUGCACAAAUCAUUUUAUGAAGUCACCCAGCACCAAGUUCUUCACCACUGCUCGUGUGAGGUGAAGCAGCAACUGCACCCAGAGAAAAAUGAUACAGAGGAGAGCACAGAGGGUGCACAUGAGAACAGCAGCCCGGAGCUCCAUGCAGGUAAGAGAGACGUGAUACCAUUCUGCAGCCUCAGCCUGUACCUGAAGGCCUGGGGCUGCUGGGUUUUGAUCAGGACAGGAACUGAAGGAACAGCUCUGAGGGACCAGCGGCAAGUAGCCAACAAGAAGUUUAAGAAGGGCAGCCUCCACCAGGUCCUGGAGGGAACAUGGGCUUUCCCCUCUGCCAGGGCCCCGAGUCCGUCAGAGCCUCCUCUGCGGCGUGGGGAGCCCCCCGCGGCCUCCAUGACUCCUAGCGGAAGCAGGGCGGACCCCGGGAACAGCCCGGAGGACGCACUGUGGCUGCAGGAAGUCUCCAACCUGUCCGAGUGGCUGAGUCCCAGCCCCUGAGCCAAGCCCUCUCCCCCGCGCCUCCGCAUCGGCUUGGCAGAUGUUGAGGACACGUGUAGUCUGUUGUUCAAUAAACCUGCUCCGUGAGCUCUGGGUUUGUUUCAGUGUCGAGGG
Molecule: messenger RNA, 1960 nt
Organism: Myotis lucifugus (little brown bat)
Lineage: Eukaryota; Metazoa; Chordata; Mammalia; Chiroptera; Vespertilionidae
Gene: TOP6BL
Product: chromosome unknown C11orf80 homolog
Exons: 17
Coding region: 53-1846 (597 amino acids)
Biological process (GO): reciprocal meiotic recombination; meiotic DNA double-strand break formation
Source: RefSeq, a predicted model, not a curated record